CACCAAUAACAUAGGCAACAACCGACCAUAUAAACACAAGAGGUAGCUGAAGAAAGGAGCAACGAAGGAACAGCCAUUUGCGGUAUGCUUCUCGGUUCCCGCUCGCACGAGGCUAGGAUCUUUUUUUGGUAGCACAAUUCGUGAUUAACUAAUACUGCGGGAAAAGACUAGGUGAAAUUUCAUAUUCUUCAGACAUGCCGCGUGUGUAUGUCGGCAAGCUCAGCUACCAUGUCCGAGAGAAAGACCUCCAGAGGUUUUUCAGCGGAUAUGGUAAAUUACUGGAAGUCGACCUAAAGAACGGGUACGGUUUUGUGGAGUUCGAGGACAACCGGGAUGCAGAUGACGCCGUUUACGAGCUGAACGGCAAGGAGCUGUGCGGGGAGCGGGUGAUCAUCGAGCACGCCCGGGGGCCGAGGAGAGACGGCUACGGUUAUGGCGGCGGCGGAGGAGGCGGCGGCGGCGGAGGCGGCGGGGGCCGCGAUGGUGGUGGAAGAAGUAGGGAAGCCAUGAUGACGGCAUCCUUUUCCCCAAUAGACCAGGUUGAUGGUAGCGGCUACAGCAGCAGCAGGGGCAGCCGGCAGGGAACUGGCAGGGAGAAGUACGGGCCUCCGGUUCGCACUGAGUACCGCCUCAUCGUGGAGAACCUGUCCAGCCGCUGUAGCUGGCAGGACCUCAAGGAUUUCAUGCGACAGGCUGGCGAGGUCACCUACGCCGAUGCACACAAAGAACGCACCAACGAGGGGGUGAUCGAGUUCCGGUCACGCUCUGACAUGAAGCGUGCCAUUGACAAGCUGGACAACACAGACAUCAACGGGAGGAAGAUCCGCCUUGUGGAGGAAAAGUCUCGCCGCCGCCGUUCUUACUCCGGCAGCAGGUCAAGGUCUCGCAGCAGACGUCGUUCCCGCAGCAGGAGCAGGCGAAGCAGGAGCUCCAGAAGCCGCUCCAGGUCCCGCUCCCGUUCCCGAUCUCGCAGCAAACGCCGCUCCCAUUCCAGGUCGGUGCGCAAGUCUCGCUCCAGGUCCAGGAGGAAGUCUCGCUCCAACUCCCCUGACAAGUCCCGCUCACGCAAGUCCCGCUCCCGUUCCAAGACCCGCAAGUCCCGCUCCCGCUCCGAAACCCGCAAGUCCCGCUCCCGUUCCAAGAGCCGCAAAUCACGAUCCCGCUCCGAAACCCGCAAGUCCCGCUCCAAGAGUGUGUCAAAGGUGAAGUCCGAGCGAGCGUCUCGCAGCCCCUCCAAGGAGAAGUCUGUGAGCAAGAUGUCUCCGAGCCGCUCCCCGUCCCCUGUAAAUGAGAUCUGUGCCAAGUCACCCUCCAAGUCCCCUACCCCCAACGGCGACCGGCCCGCCUCCAAGUCCCCCGCCAAGCGGUCGCCAUCUCACUCGCCCUCCCGCUCUAAAUCUCGAUCCAAGUCCCGUUCUAAAUCUCAAUCCAAGUCCCGUUCUAGAUCCAGAUCGCCGCUACAGGAUUAGCCACUUCAUGUAAAUCAUUGUUGAACAACGAAACGUAUUCUAAUCCAUGUGUUAGUUAGCAGCGUUUAACACUGGUUGAGUUUUUUUACAUCAAGGGGUUUGUACUAAACUCCGGAUGAAUGCAGUUCUUUGUCUUGAUAAGCUUAUGGAUUCCGGAAACGCAUUUCUUAAGUUUAAGGGGUUUGUUUUUUUGUUUUUGCAAUAAUGGUCUUCUUGGAAUUCUUGUCAUUCUUGUCUAUCAUCUGUAAAAUAAUCUUGCAAAUGGGUGAUUCAGGAGCUUGGUGAAAUGGAAUCACUUGAAAUGUUCCAAUCAAGAUUUUUUUUUUUUUGAAAUAUAUAUUUUAAAAACGAAUGGAUUGAACUGGGAAGAUGUUGCAUUUUUGAUAGGUUUGUAUGAGUAAUGUUUAAAUGGUGAAGUAUAAAACAAACUGAAACAUACAAAAUUGCAUGUUUUGGCGUUUCUGUUUUUAAAAGUGCAUUUUGAGAACUGUCAAAUUCCCAAUGGCUCGAAUUACACUCAGCAGUCAAUUUCAGGUUAUUUCCUAUAUCCUUGCUGUUUUUUUUUUUUUGUUUAAAUAAA
Molecule: messenger RNA, 2049 nt
Organism: Gadus chalcogrammus (walleye pollock)
Lineage: Eukaryota; Metazoa; Chordata; Actinopteri; Gadiformes; Gadidae
Gene: srsf6b
Product: serine and arginine rich splicing factor 6b
Exons: 7
Coding region: 195-1469 (424 amino acids)
Biological process (GO): mRNA splice site recognition; alternative mRNA splicing, via spliceosome
Cellular component (GO): nucleus; ribonucleoprotein complex; cytoplasm
Molecular function (GO): mRNA binding
Source: RefSeq, a predicted model, not a curated record